Humulus lupulus (European hop) is the source of this 668-nucleotide messenger RNA. RefSeq names its product putative RING-H2 finger protein ATL19. Lineage: Eukaryota; Viridiplantae; Streptophyta; Magnoliopsida; Rosales; Cannabaceae. The record is from RefSeq and is a predicted model, not a curated record. Gene Ontology annotation, biological process: protein ubiquitination. The transcript has a single exon. Bases 1 to 603 code for a protein of 200 amino acids.
AUGGGCAACAUUCUGUUCAUAAAUUCAACAAAAUCCCAAUUCAACGACAUGCUUAUAUUUUCUCAAGGCCUUUCAAUCCAAUACACCAUAACCUUGGAUCUCCUAACCACUCUUACUCUAUGCCUCACAAUAGCUUUGUGCGUCGUUCUUCUCUACCAAAUUCUCUUCAACUUCCUUUCAUGGCUUCUCGACGUGAGGCCAGACCGAUCAACAGAAGACGUAAUGUACACCCCAAGGUUAAACCACACCAACAUGUCUCACCAGGCAGCGUUUUAUAGAACUUUUGUCCAGUACAAUGUCGUACAGGUAGUUGACAUGUUGGAGAGGUUUGUUCGAGACAUUGAUGAAAGACGAGGACCAAGGUUGAGGGCCUUGAACAGGUUGCCUCCAUUGAUAAGUUAUGGCAGCCAUGAAAGAAUGUGUGGUAGGUCUAGUCGAGGGGACGAUGAUGAGUGCGUAAUCUGUUUGGAGGAUUUUGAAGAAGGCGAGUCGUGUCAAGUUUUUCCUGUUUGUAACCAUAUUUUCCAUACAAAUUGUAUCGAUCAUUGGUUGAAGAACAGGCCAACUUGUCCUGUUUGUCGCCAUUGCAUCUUGGAUGUUUGACUUUGCAGAAUAUUAUUUGUGUAUAUAAAUACACGUGUAUACGUGUAUAGUAAGGAAAUUAUUCU